Cornus florida is the source of this 1134-nucleotide messenger RNA. RefSeq names its product fasciclin-like arabinogalactan protein 7. Lineage: Eukaryota; Viridiplantae; Streptophyta; Magnoliopsida; Cornales; Cornaceae. The record is from RefSeq and is a predicted model, not a curated record. The coding region runs from base 134 to 904 and encodes 256 amino acids. The transcript has 2 exons.
CCUAAUAAACCACACUCUUUAUAUAGUCUCACACAUUACAUUCUCUGCUGCAUCAUCACCCAAAAGGGCCAGAAGACCUCAGGAAUUUGAAGAGUGUAUUCACUGAUUAAUUGAAAAAAUUGUGAAAGAAAUAAUGGAAUACAAGAUGAGCUUCAUGGUUAGUAGUAUACUAGUGCUUUUGUGUUCUACAUCAGCAUAUGCUCAAACUGUUGGAUCUCCAACACUGAGCCCUACUCCAGCACCGGCACCAGCACCGGACUUUGUAAACCUCACUGAAUUACUCACUGUAGCCGGCCCAUUCAGCACCUUCCUCCGCUACCUUCAAUCCACCAAAGUCAUCGAAACAUUCCAAAACCAAGCCAACAACACUGAGGAAGGGAUUACCAUCUUUGUACCCAAAGAUGCAGCUUUUGCGUCUCUUAAAAAGCCCUCUCUCUCCAAUCUCACUGCAGACCAGCUCAAGUCACUCUGCCUUUUCCAUGCCUUGCCUCAUUACUACUCUCUGUCAGACUUCAAAAACCUCAGCGACGUAAGCCCUAUCAGCACAUUUGCUGGCGGACAAUAUAGUCUGAAUUUUUCAGAUGUGUCCGGGACUGUGCAGUUAGGUUCAGGAUGGACAACCACGAGAGUCAGUAGUAGCGUACAUUCGACUGAUCCUGUUGCAAUUUACCAGAUCAAUAAGGUCCUUCUUCCAGAAGCGAUCUUUGGUACUGAUAUUCCCCCAACCCCGGCUCCAGCUCCAUCCCCCGACAUUGCACCAGCUGCAGAUACUCCAACUGAAAAGAGUGGAAAUGAAUUAUCUCCAGCAUCUGCAUCACCAUCAUCUUCUUAUAAAAUUAUCAGCUGGGGUAUUUGGAGUCACAUGGUUUUGGCAAUUUCGGGUGGGCUGUUUCUGUUCUUCUGAGGGAGGUGAGCUGUUUCUGUUCUUGUGAUUGGAGGAUUUGUUGUCUUUUUAUUUAUAUUAAUUGGAUACAUCCAUUCAUUUGCUUUAAUUUUUAAGCCAUUUUUUUGUUCAUGUAUGUUAUCGAGACGAAUUAUUGAGUAUUCUGCAAUGUAAUUACUGUCUUUAUCAAGAUGGCCUUUUGCGCCUGUUCAUUGAUUUCAAAUUGGAAAUGGUUAUGUUUUUUUUUUUUU